Molecule: messenger RNA, 1580 nt
Organism: Melanaphis sacchari
Lineage: Eukaryota; Metazoa; Arthropoda; Insecta; Hemiptera; Aphididae
Gene: PheRS-m
Product: probable phenylalanine--tRNA ligase, mitochondrial
Exons: 1
Coding region: 178-1497 (439 amino acids)
Biological process (GO): phenylalanyl-tRNA aminoacylation
Cellular component (GO): cytoplasm; mitochondrion
Molecular function (GO): tRNA binding; ATP binding; phenylalanine-tRNA ligase activity
Source: RefSeq, a predicted model, not a curated record
UUGCUGUAAUAAUUUAUAAAUAUUGCUUAAAUUCAUUAAAUAUGUAUUUCUCUUUUCUCAAUAAUUCUCAAUGUCUACAUUUUUUAAUAACUUUUAUCAUUCUAAAUUAACGAUAAUUUUUAGUUUUGAAUUAAAUUUUAUUUAAUAAAAAGAUUUUUUAAGAAAAACAAUAUCAACAUGUUCAAACAACAAUUUAAUACCCGAGUGUACUUUUUUCGAUACUUUAAGGUUCGUAUCGGUUACACGAUAGAAGCAACUUACUCGAAUAUAAGUUGCUCCGCUUCAAAGUCUGUGGUAGUUGAUGGUAAAUCUUACAUUAGAGACGAGUAUACGAAUGUUACUCCAAAAAUAUUAUCUUUUAUUGGUAUUAACAAUCACAAUCGUAUUGGCCACCCUCUCAACUUAUUCAAACAACGUUUAGUCAAUUUUUUCUACGAUCAUUUCAGAGGACGAACGGGCAAUCCAAUUUUUUCUAUUUACAAUGAAAUUAGCCCUGUCGUGACAACAAAUGAAAAUUUUGAUUCGUUGCUUGUGCCCAAAGAUCAUCCAAGUAGAAACAAAACUGAUAGCUAUUAUUUGAAUAAAACUCACAUGCUUCGUGCACAUUGUACUGCCCACCAAUCUGAAUUGAUUAAAAUGGGUUUGGAUAAUUUUGUGAUAUUCGGUGAUGUUUAUAGAAGAGAUGAAAUUGACGCCACUCACUAUCCUGUAUUUCAUCAAGCUGACGGUGUGCAUAUAUUUACUCCAAAUGAACUAGAAUUAAUAAAUGGAAGUAAUGUUAAUGUAUUUGAUAAUGACAAAAAUAAUUCAAAUAAUGAAAAACAAGGCGUUUAUUCAAUAGAGGCCAAUAAUAUUGUUACCAAUCAUUUAAAAAAUACAUUAGUCGCAAUGAUUAAAAAAGUAUUUGGUGAAGAAAUUGAAUACAGGUGGGUAUCUGAAUAUUUUCCAUUUACACAUCCAUCAUUUGAAUUAGAAAUUAACUACAAUGGUCAGUGGAUUGAAGCUUUAGGAUGUGGAGUUAUUCGACAUGAAAUUUUAAAAAAUUCUGGAGCUGGCAACCGAAUUGGUUGGGCAUUUGGUCUUGGAUUAGAACGUUUAGCAAUGCCAUUUUAUUCUAUACCAGACAUACGUUUAUUUUGGUCUAAAGAUUCAGGAUUUCUCAACCAGUUUCAAAAUCUACCUAAAGAUGGACGAAUGAAAUAUAAACCAAUUAGCAUAUACCCUCAAUGUAUAAAUGAUAUUAGUUUUUGGUUACCUAAGGAAAAACCUUUCUGUUCCAAUGAUUUUUAUGAACUUGUUGGAAACUGUGGAGGUCCGUUAAUUGAACAAGUAAAACUAAUUGACCAAUUUACACAUCCAAAAACUGGAAAUGUAAGCCAUUGUUAUCGCAUAGUUUAUAGACAUUUAGAAAAAACAUUGACUCAAGCAGAAGUGAAUGAAGUACACAAAUUGAUUGAAACUAAUGCUACAAAAAUUUUAGGCAUAAAAUUAAGAUAGUAUACAAAUGAUUUAAUUUGUCAAGACUGAUAUUUUAGUCUGCUUAUAACUUAAAAUGGAUGUAUGAAUGAUACUUUUAUUUU